UUUUUAUAUAUUUUCAGUCUUUUCAUGAUGUCUGGAAAAUCGCAUGUUCUUCACCAUUACGACCAAAAAUAGUAAUCCCAAGUGGAUAUUCUUUUCUAGUUCGACCAAUUGAUUUUGUUGGGCCUUGCCGGUCAAAGGUGUCUCUAUCAAUUGCAGGUUCAAUUGUUGCACCGAAAGAUCCUCAAGUCUGGGAUGGUUUGAAUCCACAUAAAUGGCUUUAUUUCUUUAAAGUGAAAUACCUGACUGUAGAAGGAGGAGGAACAGUUAACGGGAUGGGCCAGAAAUGGUGGUCUAGUUCAUGCAAAAUUAAUACAACCAAUCCCUGUCGACAUGCUCCAACAGCUAUGACUUUCCACAAAUGCAACAAUCUGAAAGUGAGGGACAUAAGGAUGUUAAAUAGUCAACAAAUGCAUAUAUCAAUUUCUAAAUGUAUACAUGUUGAAGUAUCACAUCUCAUAGUACAAGCACCAGCUAAGAGCCCUAACACAGAUGGAAUUCACAUAAGCUCAUCUAUACAUGUUGGUAUCAGAGAUAGCAGUAUUGGCACAGGAGAUGACUGUAUAUCUAUAGUGGGCAAUUCUUCAAGAAUCUUGGUCAAAAACAUUGCUUGUGGACCAGGCCAUGGUAUAAGCAUUGGAAGCUUGGGAAAGUCAAACUCAUGGUCUCAAGUGCACGAUGUCAGUGUUGAUGGAGCAUAUCUUUCCAACACAGAAAAUGGUGUUAGGAUAAAGACUUGGCAGGGAGGUAGUGGGUUUGUCAGAAAGAUUGCUUUUGCGAAUUUGUGGAUGGAAAAUGUGUCAAAUCCCAUUAUAAUAGAUCAAUAUUAUUGUGAUUCUCGACAGGCCUGCCCAAACCAGACUUUGGCUAUUAGCAUUAACAGUGUAUCCUUUGUGGGUAUUAGAGGAUCUUCAGCAACAAAAAAUGCAAUAACAUUUGCCUGCAGUGAUAGCUCCCCCUGUAGAAAUCUAUAUUUGGAAGAUAUCCAACUUGUUUCAUUUUUGGAGUUUCCCACAACAUCGUUUUGCUGGAAUGCAUAUGGCUCAACCUCAGGAUUAAACAAUCCCUCAUCUUGUUUUCCCUCUGGUGAAACCAUUAUUCAGCUUCCCACAGAAUUAUCCAACUUGAGCAAGUCCAUUUGAUCAUCUCUAUGUUCAAAUGUGUCGUUAUAUAUCCUAGGCAAAGCUAGCUUAAAUAUAAUGGUCAAGCAUGUGGAAACAAGUUGAUCAUGACUUACUGGUCAGCAGCAGGACCAAGUAGGAAAAAUGAGCAGUGUCUCAUGGACCAUCACACCCCUUAGGUUGCGGCCCUUUUCCGGACUCUGCGUGAAGCAGGAUGCAUCGUGCAUCGGGCUGCUCUUUUAGUUAGCGUAAAUCCCUCAAAUUUUUGCAAAUAAGGUGCUUGCAUAUUAAGUAAGUAAAAUUUUGUAAUGCUUCAUGAGUUGAGAAGGUUAUGAUUUAUGAAUAAUCUGUACUUGAAAGGAUGAUCUUGUUGGGAUAUAUAUUCUCAUUUGACAAUAUUGGCCUUUUUUAGGCUUUGGCGAAAGAUUA
This is a messenger RNA of Nicotiana tabacum (common tobacco), 1547 nucleotides long. Lineage: Eukaryota; Viridiplantae; Streptophyta; Magnoliopsida; Solanales; Solanaceae. The record is from RefSeq and is a predicted model, not a curated record.